AUGCUAUCCCACACGGGGAAGUGUGUCCACCUACAAAUCAUUCCCAUCUGCCCAUCGGAGAAAAGGAACAAGGAAAGGGGAAAGAAAGCCGUCCAAAUCUUCGGUGUUGCCAACUCCCUCCUCGCGCGUGCUGUUUUCCUCCCUCGUCCUCUCGCUUCCCACCUCCUCUGCUUGGCUUUCUUUGCUUCUCUUCCCCUUCGCUUCCGCCACUCGGCUUCCCCCUUCGUUCUUCCUUGACGAUUUCUGUCAUCUUAAUUUUUUGACCUUUCUGCCAUUGAAGAUUUGAUUACCACUGAAAGAACGGAUUUUGAUGACGAAAUCUCAGGGUUCGGGAAUGGGGAGGUACGCGAGGAAGGCCAAGAUCGACGGAAAGGCGGCGGUCGCGGAGGCCGUUCACCAUCAACCCUCGCUCGGGGUUCACACCAGGGCCAAAACACUGGCACUCAAGCGCCUCCAGGAGACGUCACCGGACACCGCGUCCUGCUACCUCCAGCUCCGAAGCCGCUGUCUCGAGAAGCACCUCCCCGUCCCCUCUUCCUCUAGGUCCAGGGCAGCUACCAGGAACAGGCCGAACGCUGACCCUAACCCUAAUUCUCACGCUAGCCCUAGCCGUAGCCCUAAUCUCGUGAACCAGGCGGCCGGUGCGGCAGAGAGUCCGGUGAAUUCGGACUCCGUGGGGUCCGUACCAACAAAGAGUCGCUGCUUCACGAAGACAAAGGCCACGGCGUUGGCUGUUCGGGAGGUGUCGCCGGAGGUCGAUGCCGCGGAGACGGAAGGUUCCUUUGGGGAGAAUGUUCUCGACCUCGACGCCUCCAGGACUGCGAGAGAACCCACACCUUGUGAUCUGAUAAGGGACUCAGAAACCGUUGGAACACCUGGUUCAACGACUCGGCGGACCGCAAGCAAGAGGCAGGCAGCAACUCCCAGUAGUAUACCAACGAACCUUGAAAUGGAGGAGCUUUUUGCUGGCCCCGAACAACUUCAACAGAGAAGUUUUGUAGAAAGGUACAACUUCGAUGUGGUGAAAGAUCAACCGCUCCCUGGCCGCUAUGAAUGGGUAAAAUUGGAUUCUUAGAUGUUCUCCAAUCACGCAAACUCACCGGUGACCUCUGCCCGAGAUUUUCCGACGAGGGUGGUCUCGUCUGCGGUGGUGGCGUGUCCCACCCUUCCUUCCGUAAGAUACAAUCUUCACCAAGAUUAGUGUUUAUUCUCUAACAGCUAGUGGCUGAUCAAAGGUCAUCAAUUUGUAGCUAUUCAAAUCGAUCGGAUCUGGGUGUCUCUUCUGUGGUUCGCGGGGGAGAUAGGUGGUUGUACCUUGGUUUGUAUCUUUAUGUAGACAAGUACUGGUGAAACUGAUAGCUCUGUGUGAAUAAACAUAGACCUGACCCCA
Molecule: messenger RNA, 1390 nt
Organism: Musa acuminata AAA Group (dessert banana)
Lineage: Eukaryota; Viridiplantae; Streptophyta; Magnoliopsida; Zingiberales; Musaceae
Product: cyclin-dependent kinase inhibitor 4-like
Exons: 3
Coding region: 311-1075 (254 amino acids)
Biological process (GO): negative regulation of cyclin-dependent protein serine/threonine kinase activity
Cellular component (GO): nucleus
Molecular function (GO): cyclin-dependent protein serine/threonine kinase inhibitor activity
Source: RefSeq, a predicted model, not a curated record